AUGCACAAUUCAGAAAUCGUGUAUAUUAAUAUAAAGGAAACAAAACAACUGAAAGGCGACACAACUAAAGAUGAUGACAUCGACAUUAUGGAGCGAAUAAUAAUGGAAGUUGGCGAAAUGGGCACAUACCAGAAGUUGUUGUUCUUGUGCCUGAUGCCGUUCUUCGUGUGCUUCAUAGCGGUCUACUGCGUCCAGAUGUUCAUCGCUGCGACACCACAGCAGCACUGGUGCAAGGUGCCGGAACUGCAGCAUUUGGAGAUCAAUUUAAGACGAAAUCUAUCAAUACCGGGCGCAGCGGAUGGUACAGACUGGGACCGUUGCAGGGUGUAUGAUGCCAACUGGACUCACGUGUUGGUGACAAUGAGCCCACCCAGUAAUAAUGAUACACGACCAUGCGAGCACGGGUGGGAGUUUCUCUACGAUGAUAUACCUUAUACUACAGUCGUUAGCGAGCGCGAGUGGGUCUGCGACCGUGCCGGCAACGCACCACUCGCACAGAGUGUGUUCUUCCUCGGUUCACUGGUAGGAUGUGCCUUCUUCGGAUGGACGGGAGACAAGUUUGGAAGAUUGCCAACUCUUAUAUGUGCAAAUGUAAUAGGCGGCUUAGGCGGUUUGCUGACUGUGUUCACGGAAGGCAUGUGGGACUUUACUGUCGCACGAUUCCUAGUCGGCCUGGCUAACGACAGCUGCGUAGUCAUGAUAAUACUUAUCGUAUUGGAGUACGUGGGUUCUAGCCACCGCACCUGGGUGUUGAACAUGUCUAUAGCGGUAUUCGGGGGCGGAGGCUCCCUGCUACUGGUAGCGCUGGCGCUAUGGCUGCGCAACUGGCGGACGCUGGUGCUGCUCACCUCACUGCCAAUGCUGGCCGUGCUGCUUGCGCCGCUGCUCAUACCUGAGAGCGCCAGAUGGUUAGCUUCCAAAGGGAAGGUCGACAAAGCGGUGAAAGUUUUGAGAAAAUUCGAAAGAGUCAACAAAAAGAAAAUUACUGAGGAGUCGCUAAAUCAAUUCAUUAUGUCUUCUAAAUCAACGACAUCUGGACCAGAAUCUUUCAAAGACCUCUCCAAGAGUCGUCUACUUCGUAACAAUCUUUUGAUACUGAUCCUGGUGGGAAUGAUUAGCAAUUUGGGCCUGGACGCUGUGUUGAGGAUGUCUGAGAAUAUCGGCACCAACUUUUUCCUCACCUUUAGCCUGUCCUCGGCUGCGGAGAUACCUGCCCUAGUAUUAGUAGUGCUCACUCUUGACAGGGUCGGACGCCGCUCUCUAAUUGUUGUAACGAUGUUGAUAUCCGGUAUACUGUCGUUCUUAUGCGGAUUUUCCGAAUCUGGAGUGUUGCAGCUCGUGCUAGCGGUGCUGAUGCGGCUGGCGGUGAACAUGGCGAUCAGUGCGCACCUACAACUCACCUCGGAGACCAUACCGACAGGCAUGCGAGCAAGCGGCAACGCCUUCGUACACGUCUCCGUAUACAUUGCCAUCUCUACUUCACCGUUCAUCGUCUUCUCUGGUCGAUUGUGGGCGCCGCUGCCGAUGGUGACGGUGGGCGCGCUGUGCGUGGCGGCGUCCGCGCUGGCGCUGCUGCUGCCCGAGACCAAGGGCCGCGCCAUGCCACAGACCAUACGGGAUGCCGAGCUACUCAUCGUGCACGGCUCACUCUGGAAGUAACUAUACCUCUUUGUUUUAUUAUCUUUCCUAAUAAUUCAUUUGUUGCCCUUUUAUGAAUCAACCUUA
Molecule: messenger RNA, 1725 nt
Organism: Diatraea saccharalis (sugarcane borer)
Lineage: Eukaryota; Metazoa; Arthropoda; Insecta; Lepidoptera; Crambidae
Source: the annotation of a GenBank genome assembly